AGAAUGAGAAACCAUUGUUGUUAUCUCCGAAAAAUGGAGCUGAGGAUUAAUGUUGUCUUCUUUCCUGUAAUAAAACCCUAAUUUUCUUUUUCCUUUACCUUCAUGUUCUGUCUGUCUUUGUCCUUUUUUCUCCUUUUCCCAAGAAGCUGUCUGGUUACCUCAUUGCUCUGUUUCAAGUGAAGGAGGAGGAAAAAGAAGAAGAAGAAGAAGAAACAAUGGCAGAGUGAAAACAGGAACAAAUUUUGGGACUGAAUUUUGUUUCGAGCUUGAUUCUGAAGCCCUCUUGCGGAGGGAAAUUUCUAAAUUCAAAUGGAAGUUUACAGUGAAGAUCCUUCCAAAAGAUUCAAUCAUUCAUGUUGAUUUGAUCGAUAUUGUUUGGACGCUGAGAAAAUCAAAUCAAGGACCUGUUUUUUUUUUCCCUGUUUGGAAUUUCCCCGAGAGCAAAAAUCCAAUCUUUGAUCUGAAAAUCACUGCUUAUUUUCUCUCUGCUUUGUAUCCGUAACAUCCACUGUUUGACUUGCUAGCUGUGGUAUCGGUGGGGAGGUUGGGUGGCUGUCGUUUUAAAAAAUAAAUCUGGAAUCAUUUUUUUUUUUUUUAAGUUGAAGGGGGUGUGUAGAUCUUCAAAAUUUUUUAUCUUUUUGUGAAAUAUUCACGUUAAAAUUUCCCAGAAAGUGUGUCAAUCUGGUAGAUUUUCUCUGAUUCUCGAGGGUUUCAUAUGAAUCAGUGAAAAGGGUCUUGUCAGUGAAGUUGAUGAUUCUCUGAAGGCUGGAAUGGAAUAGUCAUCCAUGUCGGGGGCGGGUACACUUGAAUCUAACAAUGUUGGCAGGACAAUAAUUGUAACGUUUUGAUUCUGUUUUCGUCUGUCUUGAACUUGGUAUUAGUAUGGGUUUUCAGAAUUGGAUCUGUUAAGCGAGAAAAACCUCAUAGUAGAUAGGAUAUAUUUUUGUGUGAAAUGAGUCGGGAACAGAAGCUAGGGAAGCAGGAGAAAGGCAGCAGUGAUGGGGCUGAGAAGGUGGUAGUUGCAGUCAAAGCAUCAAAGGAAAUUUCCAAAACUGCUUUGGUGUGGGCUUUGACGCAUGUUGUUCAGCCUGGUGACUGCAUCACAUUGCUCGUUGUCGUCCCCUCACAUGGUUCAGGCCGAAAAUUAUGGGGGUUUCCAAGAUUUGCUGGGGAUUGUGCCAGUGGUCACCGAAAGUCUAAUUCUGGAUCAAGUUCAGGGCGGAAUGCUGAUAUUACUGAUACAUGCUCCCAGAUGAUUCUUCAGCUCCAUGAUGUUUAUGAUCCAAAUAAGAUAAAUGUCAGGAUAAAAAUUGUCUCUGGAUCACCAAGUGGGGCAGUGGCUGCAGAGGCAAAGCAAACCCAAGCUAGUUGGGUUGUAUUAGACAAGCAGCUCAAGCAUGAGGAAAAAUGCUGCAUGGAGGAGCUGCAAUGCAACAUAGUAGUUAUGAAACGAUCCCAGGCAAAAGUUCUUCGCUUAAAUUUGGUUGGAUCUCCUAAGAAGGAAGCUGAGGCUGCUUGUGAGCCAAAUUCUGAGAUACAUGAGGCAUCGGAAGAGCAUCUAAAAGACAAAAAUGGAUCAGAUUCAAUUAGAGGGCCAGUUGUGACUCCAACUAGUAGUCCCGAACUAGGGACACCAUUUACUGCAACUGAAGGAGGGACUUCUUCAGUUUCAAGCUCAGAACCUGGAACUUCACCCUUUUUCAUCUCAGAAGCAAAUGGAGACAUGAAGAAAGAGGAAUCAUUAGCCAUUAAGGAAAGUCAGGAUCAUGAAGAAUCUAGUUCUGAUGCAGAGAGUGAUAAUUUAUCCUUCUCUUCAGCAAGUUUAAGCUUCCAACCUUGGAUGUCAGAAUAUCUUGCUUCUCAUCAAUUGCCACAAAACAUUGUAGAAUGUUCUGGUAGAUCCAAUGACAAGGCUCAAUUGUCAACAACCAGAGCUUUACUAGAGAAGUUCUCAAAACUUGAUAGAGAAGCUGGAAUUGGAAUGUCAAGCAGGCCUGAUAUUGAAUUUAGUGGAAAUGUGAGAGAAGCAAUUUCACUGUCCAGAAGUGCUCCUCUUGGUCCUCCUCCAUUGUGUUCAAUAUGCCAACAUCAGGCACCUGUAUUUGGAAAACCUCCAAAGUGGUUCAGCUACGCUGAGUUGGAGCUUGCAACUAGUGGAUUUUCACAAGCUAAUUUUUUGGCUGAGGGUGGGUUUGGAUCUGUUCACAGAGGAGUGCUACCAGAUGGCCAGGCAAUUGCUGUCAAGCAACACAAAUUGGCUAGUUCACAGGGAGAUCUUGAGUUUUGCUCUGAAGUAGAAGUCCUGAGCUGUGCUCAGCACAGAAAUGUUGUUAUGCUGAUUGGGUUCUGUAUUGAGGACAGAAGGAGACUGCUGGUUUAUGAGUAUAUAUGCAAUGGCUCUCUGGAUUCUCACCUAUAUGGUACUUCUCAUUAUCCAUGUCUAGAAUAUGUGCUGCUUAACUGUUACCACUGCACCCACUCAUGCUGAUAAAAAGUCACCACAGGUGUUAACAUGGGUCAUCAUCCAAGUAUUCUUUGAAGUUCUUGCUAUCUUUGUUUAUAAUUGCCAUUCCUUUUAACCAUUUAUUUCUGAUAUUGAACUUCCAAAAUUCCUAACAUCAUAUUAUUUGAAACAGUUUCUUAGAACCUGUUCAUCUCCUCACCUUCCUCCUUUGCUGUCCCAAGAAAACCCAUAACUGAGA
This is a messenger RNA of Rubroshorea leprosula, 2702 nucleotides long. The record is from the annotation of a GenBank genome assembly. NCBI's taxonomy places the organism in Eukaryota, Viridiplantae, Streptophyta, Magnoliopsida, Malvales, Dipterocarpaceae.